Danio rerio (zebrafish) is the source of this 1011-nucleotide messenger RNA. It is a transcript of the gene tlcd1, whose product is annotated as TLC domain containing 1. Gene Ontology annotation, cellular component: membrane. The record is from RefSeq and is marked validated. Lineage: Eukaryota; Metazoa; Chordata; Actinopteri; Cypriniformes; Danionidae.
AGACUCAUGUGGAAAGGCAACUGAAAUUUUAGAUUAAGGACUCGCUGUCUGAGAGAGAGGGAAGGAGAAGACAGAGUGAAGGAUGGACACAUGGCUGAAUGAAGUCCAGAAGUUUCCGGUCCUGUAUGUGUUGUGCUGUUCUGUGCUCUUCAGGAUCCUGCACUGGUGUCUGCAGAUUGUGGCCCGUCCUGAUACUGUGACUAAAGACCGCUGGAAGACGUGGAAAUGGAGGAAUCUGUCAGUGUCUCUUGUUCACUCGCUGCUUACGGGCACCUGGGCCGUCGCCUGUGUCAUUUACUAUCCAGCAAUGGUGCAUGAAAUCCACUCAACAUACACACCUUCAGCAUACAUGCUAGUGGUCGUCUCAUCUGGGUACUUCAUUGAGGACGCUGCUGACAUUGUGUUUAGUGGCCACGCUAAAGCAUCUUGGGAGUUUUUACUUCAUCAUGUAUUGGUGCUGUGGUGUUUCCUGUACGCAGUGUUCACUCAUCAGUAUGUGGCGGGAGCAGUGGUGGCUUUAUUUGUGGAGGUGAACAGUGUUUUCCUGCACACUCGUUUACUGCUCAAUCUGGCGAAGGUGGCACACAGCUCUCUCAUCUACACCGUUAAUAAAGUGUUGAAUGUGGUGACAUAUGUGACCUUCCGGCUCGGAGCACAGUUUUACCUGACCUGGUACCUUACUUACCAUUACUCGUCAUUGGAUUAUGCUCUCUACUUCCUGAUCACCAUGAUGCUCAUGAAUAUCAUGAUCCUCAUUUACUUCUACCGACUCAUCAGGAGUGAUUUCUUCACCAAGCGGCGAAUUCAAAACGGCAUUCAGAAGUUAGCGGCGGACUAAGUCUGUCAGUCUAAAAAGACUGCGUUUAGGGUGACUGGUGGUAACUACAUUUACAUCCAGAGGAUAACUAUUGUACGAGCAAACCUAAACAGAGUCCGAUGUGAAUCUCCAAACAUUUUAAAUGUUUUUUUCACACUGCAACUCAAUAAACAACUUAAAAUGUUGGUAGCCAG